This is a messenger RNA of Drosophila rhopaloa, 1153 nucleotides long. RefSeq names its product leukocyte surface antigen CD53. Lineage: Eukaryota; Metazoa; Arthropoda; Insecta; Diptera; Drosophilidae. The transcript has 5 exons. Bases 181 to 837 code for a protein of 218 amino acids. The record is from RefSeq and is a predicted model, not a curated record. Gene Ontology annotation, cellular component: membrane.
UCGAGCGGUGAACAUGAACCGGGUUUUGGGUAGCCCCAGCAACCGUUAGAAUCAAUAUAAAUAUAAAUAUAAAUAUUAUCCAACUGUCAACAAGCCGCGAGUUGCCAAGUGUUAUAAAUAAUCCGAGUACCUGAUACACAAAUAUCUAAUUUCUAAAUUCAAUAAAUUGGAUUACCUAAGAUGGCCUGUUCGACAAACGUUUUGAAGGGGUUUGCCCUUCUUUUUGAUAUUAUCUAUGCUCUGUUCGGCCUGGUUGUGAUUGGCCUUGGAGUUCACAUCAUAUACAAAUUCGAGCACUUCAACACGGCCGCCUUUGUCAUCAUUGGAGUGGGCGUGGCCGUCGUUCUAACUGCGCUUUUUGGAGCUCUGGGAGCAGCACGUGAGAACAGUUUCAUAUCCAAGACGUUCUUCGUUAUUGUUGUGAUCUUUAUUAUUCUGGAAAUUCUGGUCGUAGGCAUUCUGUGGGCGUUCCAAACCUCGCUGCUGAUAAACGUGGAUAAGGAAUUCAAAGAGCUCUGGAAUGACCAGCCGGUGCCCAUUAAGCCCGGAAACCAGAGUCAGAUUGCCAGCCUUGAGCGAUGGUUGGAUUGCUGUGGCAAUGUGGGACCCAAGGACUAUGUUCUGCCACCCAAUAGUUGCUACAACAGCGAAACCGACAAACUGAAUCUCGAGGGCUGCCGGCAAAAGUUCGUGGACUUUAUCGCCGAACGUUGGACGACAUUCAACUUUCUUUCCCUAAUGUUAGUUGGUGUGGAGAUCAUUUGCGCUUUACUGGCCUAUGUCCUGGCCAAUAGCAUUGUGAACCGCUGGCGUCGCUCCAAAUACUAUCAAAAAUAGGUUUACGUAUAAUUUUUGAAAAUAUUGCAUUUCAAAAAUUGAACUUUAAGAUGCGCAUACUUAAGGCCAAAGAACUCUCCAUACAAAUAACUAAAUUGAAAACUCAAUAGAGAUUCCAAAACAAAUUUACUUAAGCGAAUUAAUCUGAGGGCAGUUCGUUGAUUGUAUUCUAUUUAUCAGUUUGGAUAACUGUAAUAUUGAAACGGAAUAUAUUCCGUUAACAAUGUAAUUUAAUAUACACUAAGCUCGACUUAAGCAGUAAUUUUUUGUAACAGCAUUUUGAGAAGCCAAACCAGAAUAAAGAAUUGUUCGUAGA